Molecule: messenger RNA, 3003 nt
Organism: Anoplophora glabripennis (Asian longhorned beetle)
Lineage: Eukaryota; Metazoa; Arthropoda; Insecta; Coleoptera; Cerambycidae
Gene: Nbr
Product: exonuclease mut-7 homolog
Exons: 14
Coding region: 224-2920 (898 amino acids)
Biological process (GO): nucleobase-containing compound metabolic process
Molecular function (GO): nucleic acid binding; 3'-5' exonuclease activity
Source: RefSeq, a predicted model, not a curated record
GGAAGCGUGUUCCAUAAAUUCUGUUCAACGUCAACGUGUAUGUCUUUUUGACACUUGUAGACAUAGAGUUAAAUUAUAAUACUGCAUUUAUUGUAAAUAUAUUUCCAUUUAGUUACAAAUAGAAUUUUUCCACCUAAACACUUUGAUCUAUAUUCACCAUAUCUUUCAUAGUAUGAAAAGAUUAUAAAAGUGUAAAUUGAAUUAUUUCUAGGCCAAGAUAGCCAUGUCUUUCCAAGGCAGAGUACGUGGAAGAGGGAGAGCAUAUCAUUAUCGAAAUUCUAGGAACAAUGAAAGAGUAUCGAAAAUAGUAUCACCAACACCAGCACAAGAUAUGUCUAAACAAAAUACCGGAAACAUAUCAAAACAUGACAAUAAUUGCUGCCAGGAGAUAAGCAUAAGUUUAGAAUUAGAUGAAAAUGGAACAAUUUUUUUAGCAGAGCUAAAAAAUAUGUGGAACAUGUUAAAGAAGAGCCCUCCUGUAAUAAACAAGCUUCAUCAGUAUUUUAGUAUUUUGGAAAAUCCAUAUGUUCAAUCUUUACGGUUACUCUACAAUUGCCAAGAAUUCCACAUUGCCAAGAGCAAGACGUUGCCGAUGUUCAUAAUUGAAGAAUUCAAAUGUUGGACUUUGAUGUCGAGGAAUAAAAUAGUACAUCUUUUGAACCCGCAGCUGAAAAUCGAUGCUUUCAAAGUUGUGAUGAAACAAAAUACCUUAACUUUGACUAAGUUAAUUUUUGAAAUAUAUGAGAUGACUCAAGACAGUGAUAUAUUUUUAGAUAUUAUUAGAUGUAUGAUCGAAAAGAAACAGUACAAAGAAGCUUGCCAAUAUGCAACGUUACUUAAUUUACAAGACAAAUUUUCCAUUGAUGAUUUUCUCGUACCACUGGUUCUGCAGGAUAAGUUAUUUGGGGUCGAUGACUUUCUAAAAGCUAGCCCUAAACAUCAGGUAGACCUAGUAGUAUUUUUGGAUUCCAUACUGGGGAAUGCAUCCGUGAGAGAAACGAUGGGGGAUUACGUUACUAAAUAUGGCAUUCCGGAAGUAAAAUUCGAGAAGUUACAUGCGAAGCCUUGGAAGAAACUUAUCGCUCGUCUUUUGAAAAUGUUCAAACUCUCUUCCGACCUUACACCCAAUCUGAAUAAGAGAAGGAAUGAGGGUGCCCUCAAUUUUCUGCUUCAUAAGAGAUUCACCGAAAAUAAUUUCGGCGAUGAAAGUUGGAAAGAAAUGGUGCAGGAGGCGGUCGGGGAUGACGAAGAAUUGCAGAAGGAAUUGAUUUAUCAAGUAGCUCAUUAUGGUGAUACUUCAGAGGCCCUAAGAUGGGCCCAUUUUUAUAAUAUUGACAGAAAAGAUUGGCCUUAUAAUGUGAGAAUGCUGGAGGAAAAUCCUGACGGUAACAGACCACAACAGCGGAUGAUUCAGUCAGAGACAGAUUCCUGGGACGAUGAAAUUCAAGCCCCUGAGCCCGUAGAAUACCACAAAUUCCCUCUGGCAUCAAGUGAUGUGUAUUUGGUUGACAGUCCCCUCGGUUUUGAAAGUUUUUUAGAUACAGGACUGCAAGAAAUUGAUAUCGUAGGUAUAGACUGUGAGUGGAAGCCCAGCUUUGGGAGUCACCCGAGCGAGUUAGCUUUAAUUCAGAUAGCCACUAGGAAAAAUGUGUUCGUACUUGACAUAGUUAACCUUGGCAACAAGGUGCCGCACUUGUGGCAAGAACUUGGCAAGUUUCUCUUCAAUAAUUGUGAUAUCUUGAAAUUAGGUUUUAGUUUAACUGGUGAUAUUCAUAUGAUAAGACGUGCUUUACCGUACCUUAAUUUUACCGUAAAGCAAGUUGGAUUUUUAGAUUUGUGUUCAUUGUGGAAACACCUGGAUAAGUUUCCGAAGGUAAAAUUGCCGUAUGAAGUACAAAAGGGCGGUCCCAGUCUCAGCACCCUUGUACACCACUGCCUGGGACGCCCUCUGGACAAAUCCGACCAGUUUUCCAAUUGGGAGAAGAGGCCGCUGCGAGAGAGCCAGAUAGAGUACGCCGCUCUCGACGCCUUCUGUCUCAUCCAAGUCUACGACGUUUUGAAAAAGAGCUGUGAGGACGCGGAAUUCCCUUUCGAAGAGAACUGUUACAGUCUCAUGACCAACGAGAAAAUGGCCAGGAAAAAGCCAAAGAAAGUGGGGAAUAAAAAGAAACAGAACGACACGCCUAAUAAGGAGGUCGUGCAACCUGCGAGUCCGCAGUCUACGCCUGUACCAGCGUGCAAAAUUAAAGUUGUCUGUGAUACUAUGCUGCAAGGACUCGGAAAGAAACUGAGGAGUUGUGGCAUAGAUUCUACUAUUUUGGAAACACACGAGGAUCACAUGUUAUGCGUUAAAUAUGCUCAAGACGAACAGAGAUACAUUUUGACGAAGGGAUACGAUACAUUUAGAAUGCUAAAUGGAUACGUUCCGUCUGGAUACUGCCUUAAAAUAAUCAGUGAUGACGUUGACGAACAAAUAAGAGAAGUCCUGGAUUACUACAAGGUCAUUGUAACCAAACAUCAUGUGUUCAGUAGAUGCCAGGCUUGCAAUGGGAACAGUUUCGUGAAAGUUUCCCGAUCCACAAUGGACGCUUUAAUUAAAUCUUCCGAGGCAGACACUUGCCCCCCGCCGGCUGACUAUUACGAGGACGAAGCCACUGGUUUUUCAAGCGAAGACGAUUACGAGGAAGCCACGCCGUCGCAUGCGGUAAAUAGGAAGUGGGAACUAUAUCCGGAUGAAAAAGUGGACGUGGGCCUUUGUCAGACGAGAACGGGACAGAAAAUUCAGGUGAAGGCCGUUCCCAAGCCGUUGAUCGACAAAUAUGACUUUUUCUACAUCUGCGAGGAGUGCGGAAAAGUGUAUUGGGAUGGGACACAUUUCGAGAGGGUCUUAGCUGGCAGACUUCAAGGAAUUGUGCAAUAAGGUUAAUUACAUUAAAUUAUGUUAAAGUUAUAAACAUAUUUUAUUACUUUUCUUCUAUUUUAUUUAAUUUUAAACCUUUAAUA